Messenger RNA from Micromonas commoda, 1384 nucleotides. RefSeq lists its product with no specific name. Gene Ontology annotation, cellular component: Slx1-Slx4 complex. The record is from RefSeq and is a predicted model, not a curated record. Bases 19 to 1281 code for a protein of 420 amino acids. NCBI's taxonomy places the organism in Eukaryota, Viridiplantae, Chlorophyta, Mamiellophyceae, Mamiellales, Mamiellaceae. Gene Ontology annotation, molecular function: 5'-flap endonuclease activity; crossover junction DNA endonuclease activity. Gene Ontology annotation, biological process: double-strand break repair via homologous recombination. The transcript has a single exon.
GAGGAGGUGGCGGCGAUCAUGACGGACGACCGCGGCGGCGCGCUCGGCCCGUCCCUCGGAGCGUUCCACGCGUGCUACCUCGUCGGCAGCCUCGACCCGGCGAGGAAGGGCCGGUCCUACGUCGGCUUUACCGUCAACCCCGAGCGGCGCAUCAGGCAGCACAACGGCGUGCUCGCCGCCGGGGCGAGGUACACGCGCAGGCUCCGGCCGUGCGAGAUGGUCCUCCUCGUGCACGGGUUCCCGUCGAAGGUCCAGGCGCUGCAGUUCGAGUGGGCGUGGCAGAAGCCCGCGCUGAGUCGCGCGGUGAGGGAGGCGGCUGCGCGGCUCAAGGUGAGCGACAGAUCGUCCUCGUUGGUGAACAAGACGAGGCUGGUCAUGGCGAUGCUGCACGUCUCUCCGUGGAAUAACCUACCGUUGCGCGUGCACUUUCUCAAUCCGGAGUACGCGAAGCUCGCCAAGGACAAGUGCGACGCCCCGCCGGAGCACGUGGAGGUUGCCGUCGGGGACAUGGACGCGCUCAAGCGAUCGGUGGGCGGGUCCUUCAACGACGGGAAAGAUCUCGACGAUUCAGACGACGAUUCAGACGACGACGAAGACAGCCGCGUCGUCACCAUCGACGGGGAUUCCAUCUCCGAGAUGCCGUCCAUCUCGGGCGCGUUCGCAUCGCGAAGGAGGUGCGCCGCGUGCGGCGGGGAAGGGGUUCGCGGCGCAGGGGCGCGGGUCGCGUGUCCGCGGUGCGAUUGCGUCGCGCACCCUCGUUGCAUGGCGUCGCAUUUUUUCGCCAGCUGUGCGCAGUCAUCAGAGAAGUCGGGGCCCGGGACGCCGCGGCGACCCACCCGGACGCUGAUACCGCGAGGAGGGCCGUGCCCGGCGUGUGGGGCUUCGCUGUCUUGGGGCGCGGUCGUGGCCGCCGGGAGAAGGACACGGACACGACCGGCGCCGAACCGAAAAGAGGACAACACAGCUGGCACAGCUGGCAUAAUAAAUGGCACAGCUGGCGCGAAACCGCCGCCGCCCCUUCCCGUGGACGUCGACGCGGCGUGUACUCGACGGGCGGAGGCACGGGCCGCGCACGCCGCGAGGGUCGCGGCGUGGGCGGACGCCAGCCUGGACGCCAGCCUGGACGAAGACACAGCUGUGAACGACGACGACGACACAGCUGUGGACGACUCGGACGUCGAGGAGGCGUACGCGGCGCCGUUGGCGGAGAGGCUGGAGGCGAAAUGGAUGCGAAACGGCACGGGGCCCCGGAACGUCAUCAAGAUAUCGGUGAGCCCGUAGACGAGGAGAAUGGGCGACCGCGCUUAGGAAUGACUUUCGCUUGCGCACGCCUAAUAGUACUGGUAGGAACGUAACGGACUUUAACGCUCACGACAGGAACUCC